CAUCUGCUUCUUUCAUUUCUAUCCACUUCACGAGUGGACGCGUCUGAGCGCAUUUGAUCGCUGUGACAAGAUCUCGACGCUUCAGCGGCUCGUCAGGUAUGAAAGAUGAGAAGACACUUUCUGGGAGUGCUCGUACUUUUGAAAUACUGCAUUUGCGGUGAUGUGGUGAACUUUGAUGGAGACAUUAAGGACUUUGUAGUCGGUAACAGUAAGUUAUUUGUUCUUACUGAACAUCGACUGCAUCAGAUGAGACACGAUCUAUAUGAGGAGAAGAGCAAAGACAUCACUGACGUCCCUCAGAAUAACAGAGUCAACAUUCUGGUGCCUUUUGAUGAGAACCGCACCCUGAUAACGUGUGGGACUUUUAAAGAGGGACAUUGUGAAGUUCUUGAUAUAAAUGACAUUACGAACAGUAUUUACAAUGAAAAUGGUGUACCGCUAAAGUCACAACAGAAGAAAAUUGUUGCCUUCAUAGCCGGUAGAUUCCUUUUGGUUGGAAAAAAAGAAGACAACGCAAAAGACAGGUAUUCUGUUGUUAGUUUGGUGAACACUUUACAGACUCAAUCAGGUGGGAUUUUCUCAAUAUCAGCAGAUGGAUCAGAGGCCAUCAUUCAGAGCACAGUGAGAGAUGUGGAGUUUGUUGAUGGAUUUCAGAGAGUUUCUUCCUCAGAAUCCUAUUUGUUUCUCAACGCAGAGACUGACUCUGGAAGGAAAGUGAUUGUCUUGUGGAUGAACAGCUGAAGUAAAAAGAUAGACAUAAUCAAAUCUCUCCGGUCUUCAACGAUACGAUGCUGCAGUGAUAAAACUCGUCCAGUGGUCGUCGCCUCCACCGUUAUUCCCUCAGAGACUGAUGUUAUUUGGGCAGGUGUGUUCAGUUCACAGGAUCAGCAGGAUCCGGAGAACAGCGCUCUGGCUCUGUACGACAUCAGUAAAGUUCAAGGCAAAGUGAAGGGCUUCUGUGCUAAUGGUGAAAAACCUUGUGGAUCUGAGAGUGGCAGUGAACUUCAUCCUCUCUCUGUGGUGUUUAAGUACAGCUCAAUGUCAGCAGUGACAGCAAUGAGAGCUGGAUCCUGGACUGUGCUGUUCAUAGGAACCAGUGAUGGACAACUCAUCAGGCUUGUUUUAGAUGAGAGAUUCACGCCAGGCUGUCCAACAGUGCUGUUCAAAUCUGAUGAUGAACGAGCAGUGCUUCCCAGAAUGCACCUUGAUCCAGUAGAUUUCAAACAUGUCUACAUCGCUCUGAGGAAACAGUUAAGAAGAGUGUCUAUCAUUCAGUGUUAUAAACACAUCACUCUGAAAGACUGCAGAGCUGCUCUGGAUCCUCUCUGCGGCUGGUGUCUGAACAAACACAGAUGUUCCGCUCAAGAUGAAUGCUCAAAUACUUCUUGGGUUUCCAUCCCAAAAAACUCUCUUCAGACAAAGCUGUUUUCUUUUCAGAUGUCAGAGAAUUCUUCUAGAAAGAUUACUCUGCAUCUUUCCUUGAGUCUGGAGAGCGCAGGAGACCCUACUCUCUCGUGCUCCUUCACUAAAGAGAGUGUAAGCCUGUGUGAUGGGUCUGAUCUAUCUGCAAGUUUCCCAAACUGCUCUUGUAGUUUUUCUGACCAGAAACUCUAUUCUGGAGGUUUAAAGGUCUCUGCUUCAGUUACUAUCGAGGAUCAGAAGAUCACAGAGACGCUGACGCUGAGAAACUGCUCCAGCAUCACAGAUCAUUCGCCAAAUGUUUCUUAUACACAGUGUGUUCAGUGUGUCUCAUCUGGGUGUCUCUGGUCCUCUUCCUCUCAGCGUUGUGAUUGGACACACGGACCUGGAGCACAGUUAAACAUACAGGAUGCAUGUAAACAUCUACUCGAUGAGAUGGUCUAUGAUGAACCCGAGAUUUUCUCCCUGGAGCCCAACAAGGCUUCUUUCCAUGGCAGAAACAAUGUUUCACUAAAAGGGAGAAAUCUGGGAUCUGUUACUAAAAUCCGUAUUCAAGAGGAUCUAGAGUGCAUUCCUAAAGAAUCUCCGGUGUUUGAUCGCUCCAGUGAUACUUUAAGGUUCCACAUUCCUCCCAGUGGAACUAAAGGAACAGUGAAAGUGUGUGUUGUUACUCCUGACGACCGUUGUCAUGGUAACAGCAUCAUCACUUACACUUCUCAGCCCAGCUGCACUGGAAUACAGCCCCCGGUCAGCUGGAGCAGUGGUGGAAGGAAGGUUCAUGUUCAGGGCAGCAAUCUGGAAUUAGUGGAGUCAGUUAAUAAAGUGUUGAAAACACAACACAACACGAGCUCAGGGGACGUGUGGUUUCUUUCACCCCCCUUUGAUGCAGGUGGUAGGUAUAGUUUGUCGUUAAAUGUUGGGAACACCACUGUAGUCUGUGUGGUUGAUUUGUCCUAUAAGCCUGAUCCAGAAUUUACCGGAUUCACCACCUUACAGGUGGCCGAUGAUCUGCAGGUGAACAUUAAGAAAAGGACUGAUAAGCUGAAUUUGAGUAUGACCGAGGUGACUGUGACGGGUCUACAGGGAGAUCAGCAGUAUCAGUGUGUUCUGGAUAGGAUUGAGGCCAAUGCUGUUAUCUGUAAGAUUAAAGGAGAAUCAGGAGCCGUCCCAACACUGGACUCACUCACUAUAAAUGUUGGGAAUUUUUCUAAAAAUCUUGAGUCUCACAAUGGUUUAAUAUAUUUAUCCAUCUUUGCUGCAUUGAUUGUGCUCAUAAUUCUGGGUGCUGUUGCCGCAUUCGUUGUUCAUCGUAAGAGCCAGAAACAAAUGAAUGAGAGAAUGAACAAGCAACUGGAAAUGCUGGAAAGCAACAUCAGAAGGGACAUAAGACAAGGCUUUGUUGACUUGCAAACAGAAAAAUCAGAUUUAAUCGAUAGCGUUGGAGCAAUACCCUUCCUGGAUUACAAGCACUUUGCCUCGAAAAUCUUCUUUCCUGAGGCUGGUACUCUGGCAGCAGUCAUGAUCAGAGACAUUGGGCAGGACUCUGAGCAGACGACUGUAGAUGAGAAAUGCCAGGCCUUUGCUGCGCUGAUCAGAGAUAAGCAGUUCCUAAGUUGUUUCGUGCAUGCAUUAGAGGAACAGAAAAACUUCAGCAUAAAAGACAAAUGUACAGUGGCAUCUCUGUUGACUCUGGCCCUCCACGGUGACCUGGUGUAUCUCACAGAGGUCAUGGAGGACCUUCUGCAGAGUCUGAUGGACCAGUCCACCAAUGCAAAUCCCAAACUUCUCUUGCGCCGCACAGAGUCCAUAGUGGAGAAGCUGCUCACCAACUGGAUGUCCAUCUGUCUGUACGGCUUCCUCAGGGAGUCAGUAGGACAGCCUCUGUUCCUGCUAGUGUCAGCUCUGACUCAGCAAAUUUCGAAAGGGCCGGUGGACUCGGUCACAGAAAAAGCUCUGUACACUCUUAGCGAGGACUGGCUUCUCUGCCAAGCACAAGACUUUGAGGCUUUGAAACUGAAGGUGGUGUUCGAUUUGGGGACUGGAGGAGAGGUCAGUGAACCCUUAGAGGUCAGUGCAUUGACUUGUGACACAAUCCAGCAGGUCAAGGAGAAAAUCUUACAGACCUUCCAGCGCAAAUUUGGUUUCCCCUUCCAGCAGAUCAGGGAUAUAGAAAUCGAAUAUGAAAAGGAAGGAAGGUUUGUCAUGCUAAAGGAAGUCGAUGAGUCCUCAGAAAUUCGAGGGCAUGUCACCAUGUUGAACACUUUAAAACAUUAUCAGGUUGGAGAUGGAGAAUGCAUUAAAGUUGUCACAACAAAAGUGCAUGCGACGUUGAGGUCUCAGAGCAGCGUAAAGGAUGAUGAGAACUUUGCCGUCAAGUACUUCCAUCUGGUGGAUCCAGAUAUUGACACAGACCUGAGCAAACAUCCAGAGAAAAAAGCACUAAAAUUCAAGGAGAUGUACCUCACCAAGCUACUCUCCACUAAGGUAGCAGUCCACUCUUUUGUGGAGAAUCUGUUCAGGAGCAUCUGGGGACUGCCUAACAACAAGGCCCCACUGGCCAUCAAGUACUUUUUCGACUUCCUGGACGCACAAUCAGAGAGAAAAAAAAUCUCCGAUCCAGAUGUCCUCCACAUCUGGAAAACAAACAGCCUCCCGCUUCGCUUCUGGGUGAACAUCCUGAAGAACCCCAACUUUGUGUUCAGCGACAUGGAGAAGACGCCUCACCUGGACGGCUGUCUGUCCGUCAUCGCUCAGGCCUUCAUGGACUCCUUCUCGCUAGUCGAGCAACACCUGGACAAGCAUUCACCAACCAAUAAGCUACUCUACGGCAAAGACAUCCCUCAGUACAAACAGGAAGUGAAGUCGUACUACAAGUUAGUGAAGGACCAGCCUUCCGUUGGCAGCCAUGAGCUGAAAGAGUUUCUUAAAGGGGAGUCAAAGAAGCAUCAAAAUGAGUUCAAUGAAUCUGCGGCGCUGCGGGAGCUCUGCAAGUACAUGCUCCGCUACUUCAGCGAGAUUUCUCAGAAGCUGGAACAGACGGACGCCCCCGAUAGGUUGAAAGCGGACUUGCAACACGUGGAGGAGCUUUUUGAAAACAUGAAACGAAGUGGUUGGAAUUGAAAUUUCUGACGUUCAUAUGCGUGUUCACACUGCAUUUCUUUAAAGCUGGUAUUUAAACUGCAUCUCCAUCAUGAAGACUCUCAGCAUUAUCUGCCAUAUAUAAGAGAAGACGGAUUCACUUCUGUUUGUUGGACAUUGUGGAGACCAAGUGGAUGUAAUGUAUAUUGAUCAAUUUUAGCGUUUGGGAGGAGCUCAUUGUUGAGCUUACUGUAUAUGAGUCAAUGUAUCUUAAACCCAUUAGUUGCAAAACCUGAUGAUUUAGCUAUAUGGUUUAAUUAGAUUUUUCUUGCCGCUUUCUGAAUCGUAUAUAUUUUUUUUACUACAGAAUUUGCCUAUAAUGCAUUAAUCUGUCAAGUCAAGCAUUUUAUACUUCAAGAAAUCCUUUGAAAAUUAGCUAAAUUAAUUAUUUUCGUAAUUUACAGAAUUAUUCAACUGAUAAAAUGUUUGUAGUUUUAAUGGAUAGUAUUUUUGAAUGUAAUCUUAAAUAGAUCACCCUUAAUUUGUGUUCCUUUGUCGCCCUCUAUUGGUUAUUCUAGUUAUUAUUCAUAAUUUGACAGCUUGCAUUCGAUUCUGAGAAAAUGACUUUUUUUCAGGGCAGAAAAUAUUAAUGAAUUGCGUUAUCAAUAAGGAGUAAUAUUCAGAGAAAUUGAUAAAAUUGCCGGAAUAUUGUAAAGUCUAAGAGGAAGUAAUUAAAAGUAUUAAAAGAG
This is a messenger RNA of Puntigrus tetrazona (Sumatra barb), 5246 nucleotides long. It is a transcript of the gene plxnc1, whose product is annotated as plexin C1. Lineage: Eukaryota; Metazoa; Chordata; Actinopteri; Cypriniformes; Cyprinidae. The record is from RefSeq and is a predicted model, not a curated record. Gene Ontology annotation, cellular component: semaphorin receptor complex. Gene Ontology annotation, biological process: regulation of cell shape; semaphorin-plexin signaling pathway involved in axon guidance; negative regulation of cell adhesion. Gene Ontology annotation, molecular function: semaphorin receptor activity; protein binding.